GUCAAUAUACUGCUAGCAGAGACAAUAACAGGCCCGUGCCCAUCACAAGCAGCUGUUUGUGGAAGGUUGACCAGGCGACCUUUCGUAUGCCUUGCACUGCUGAACGCCUAAAGCCUCAAACAUAUUACUCUCAAAGAAUUUGAACGGAUCUGUCAGGAACUAGGUUGCUAACGCCUUCGUUGUUGAGCGCCGGGCGGCCAUGCCACUAACGGCAACGUGGACGGACCAGGAGGACGAGACGCUGCGAAAACUCGUCAAGGAGUAUGGCCCUAAGAAGUGGAGCGUGAUUGCGCAGAAGCUCAAGACAAAGGGUAGCAAACAGUGCCGACGUCGAUGGAAAAACUACCUCAAUGCUGACCUAAAAUCGGGCGGCUGGACUGCGGAGGAGGACCGCAUCCUGAUGGAGGGCCACCGCCUGUAUGGCAACAAGUGGACGGAGAUUGCCAAAAUGGUCGGCGGGCGGACAGACAAUGCGGUGAAGAACCGGUACGCCGCGCUCUGUAAGCGCGACAUGAGGGGCGGUGGCAACGUGCGGCGCGCGGCGGCGAUUGGCGGGGGCGGGGGUGGCGGUGGCGGCGGCGCCCGUGGCGGCCGGAAGGCCCGGCCCGCAAACUCGGACUCAGACAAUGUCAGCGACGUUGAGCUGGAUGACGACUCAGAUGCCGAGGACGAGGCAAAGCGGUCCUCGUCGUUCUCAUCAGACCGCAGCCGCGAACCCAGCCCCUCGCGAGGUAGCAAGGGCAGCCGCGGCGGGGCCGCGGAGGGCAGCACCCGCAGCCCUGCAACACGUGGCAGCGUCGGCGGGGCUGUGAGCCCGCGCGCUGCGGCGGGUGGCAGUGGCGGCGCGCGGGCCGGCAGCAUUCUGGGUCCCCGCCGACGAAGUGCGGCGGCCGCCUCCACCGAGGAGUCGCCGCCGCCGCAGGCCGAGCCCGACGAGGCGCCGGCGGCCAAGCGCCGUGCGCUGAUGAACGGCGGCGCGGCCGCAGGCGGCGUGCUUGCAAACGGCUCCAUGAACGGCAACGGGUACCAGCUGCCGGUGCCCACGCCACGCACGCCGCGCACGCCGCGGCUGCUCGCGCAGCUGCAGGAGGCGACUUUGGCAAACAACCUCCACCAGCACCAGCAGCACGCAGCCGUGGCGGCGUCGCGGGCGGGCGCCGGCGCGGGCCGGGGGUUGGUGGGCAGCGGUGGCAAGGUGGGCGCGCCGCCCAAGAAGCCGCCGGCGCUGACCAUCAACAUUCCCAACCCGUCGGCGGCGGACCCGAUGGCGCAGCCGCCACCCACGGGCAGCGGCGCGGGCUACGGCAUUGAGAUACGCGUGCUGCGGGACCUGCUGACGCCGCAGGAGAUCCAGUACGCGCGCGAGCUGAACGACAUGCAGCUGCCGCUGCACAUCAACGUGGACGACGACCCGCUCAUGGUGAUUGGCACCGGCCUGCACCCGCCCGGCGGCGUCAGCGCCGGCGGCCUGCCCACCACCGCUGGCGUGCUGGGCGGCGGCGGGGGAGCCGCCGGCGCCAGCGGCCUGAGCACCGGCAGCCUCAGUCACGGCGAGGCGCCGAUGACCACCGGCCGCCACGCGGCACACCACGCGCUGAACGCGCUGGUGUCGCCGGGCAGCGCGGGCGGCGCGCUGGCGGACUUCAAUGACGUGCUGCGCUGGUUCCAGACGGGGCUGACGCCCAAGAGCACAUACGGCGGCAGCGCGGGCGGGCUGGGCACGCUGGGCGGCACGCCACGCAACAUGCUGGGCAGCCUGGGCCGCACGGGCCUCACGCCGCGCGGUCUGCACACCAGCACCGGGCGGGGCGGGCACGACAGCGACGGCGGCGGACUGGGGAUGGGCACGGGCCUCACGCCCAGGGGGUUGCGGGGUGCAGGCGGUGGCGGUGGCGGCGGCAGCCCGUCCAGCGGCAGCGGCAGUGGGACGCCGCCGUCGGCCGAGCGGUUGGGACCCAAUGGGGCCGCAUUGGCGGGCACGCCCUCCAUGCGCACGCGGCGACAGAUAGCGGUGGCGGCGGCGGUGGCGGCGUCAGCGGGCCCGGGGCCUAGCUCCACCUCGCACGCGCAGCAGCAGCAGGGAGGGCCACAGGGUGCCUUCGCGGGUGCGGAGCUGCAUGCGGGGCACCGGCAGCUGCUGACCAAGCUCAUACAGAACGCGGCAGUGCCGUCGGAGACGCCCAAGCCCGGGGCAGCAGGGGACAGCGGCAACACCAUCCUCUCAGCUCGAGGGGAUCUCAGGGUGAUACCGCCCCCCUCGCCCGGUGUCUUCAGUCCCGGCUCGUUCCUCGCCACCUCCCGCGGCCCUGCGACGCGGAGCGCGGCGGCGCAGCAGGAACAGCAGCAGCAGACGGCGGAGCUGCAGCAGGCGGGCAGCGGCAGCGUGGUGGUGAUGCCGCAGUUCACACAGCAGGAGCUGCUCAUGCUGCUGGAGGUGCUACACAGCGACGACCUUCAGGCGCUGCCGCCACCGCCGGAGGCCUUCGCAUGAAGCCGUUGCUAGUUGUUGUGCUUUCGUGCGGUCGGCUGGGGUUGACAGCACUGUGCUGUCGUGUGAUGUGGUGCGCCCGGGCUGGUUUUGGGGGGUGAGUCCGGCACACGCGAACGGUGCCAUUGUACCGGUGUGUGUGUGCGUGUGCGUGUGUGUGGGUGUGGGUGUGCGGGGCGGAUCCGGAGGCUGACGCUUGGACCUGAUGACAGCAGGUUGUGUCCCCGACGGGGUGGGGCUAGGCUGGGGCAGAUUGCAUAGCCAUCCGUCGGCCAGCACACCAAGGAGUUGCUGGCCACGUGUGUCGGGGCCCUUGUGACAUUGACAAUUGCCAGACCUGACCCACAUGACAGGCAGGUGUAGCUUUAGGGGCGUGGACUGCGAGACACAGCCGCAACGCUCUCUGGUUUGGAUAUGACAGCACUGGCGGCCAGUGUCGGGCCGUGUAUGCAGGGGAAUGGUGUGAACCCGGGAUGUCAGAGGAGGUACUCGUGUUCCAACGUGCAACUGUAUGUAUGGAGCGUUUGGAUGCGGGUGCCGCCGAGACUACCCCCUUCAGACAUAGGGUGUUUGCCUCGUACGUAUAUCUGAGACAUGUUGAACCGUGUGUUCCCGCAACAAUGCCCUGAAGGGCAUCUUAAAUGGAAACGAGUGCGAUUGGGUAGACCUGAUGCUGUGCAUACGAUAGUGGCACGUCCUACGUCGGCAAAGCACCCUCCUACGCUGUAAUAAGGAAAGUCU
Messenger RNA from Chlamydomonas reinhardtii, 3229 nucleotides. RefSeq lists its product as uncharacterized. Gene Ontology annotation, cellular component: nucleus. The record is from RefSeq and is a predicted model, not a curated record. Gene Ontology annotation, biological process: regulation of DNA-templated transcription. NCBI's taxonomy places the organism in Eukaryota, Viridiplantae, Chlorophyta, Chlorophyceae, Chlamydomonadales, Chlamydomonadaceae. The coding region runs from base 200 to 2491 and encodes 763 amino acids. The transcript has 7 exons. Gene Ontology annotation, molecular function: RNA polymerase II cis-regulatory region sequence-specific DNA binding; DNA-binding transcription factor activity, RNA polymerase II-specific.